This is a messenger RNA of Drosophila erecta, 2011 nucleotides long. RefSeq names its product dnaJ protein homolog 1. Gene Ontology annotation, molecular function: protein-folding chaperone binding. The record is from RefSeq and is a predicted model, not a curated record. Gene Ontology annotation, cellular component: cytosol. NCBI's taxonomy places the organism in Eukaryota, Metazoa, Arthropoda, Insecta, Diptera, Drosophilidae. Gene Ontology annotation, biological process: negative regulation of transcription by RNA polymerase II. The coding region runs from base 629 to 1681 and encodes 350 amino acids. The transcript has 6 exons.
UUCCACGGCUUCCUAGAGCAGAUGUGCGGUAAAUAGGGAAAACAAAGAUCGGAUCGCUGGGAAGCACUCACUCUUCUGUGCCUGGCGCAUAUCUGCUGUGGACUGAACUCUCUGGGGGACAAGAGAUCCCAGCGACUCGAGACCGAGACUCGAGAUCUCAGAGAGCGGAGUGGAGUGGUGCUGUUGGUGCUGCUGUUGCUUCUGGCGCGGUGGAUCGUUCAGUGAGUCCCCAAGCGUUGUCGCGUCCACUUUGUCGCGGUUUCUGUCGCGGAUUCGAACCACUGACUAACGGUAGUGCUGCACGCAUCUGGCGGCAAAUUGGCAGCGAGAAGCCCGCGCUAAUAAUACUUUUUGAAAGCCGCCGAAAGGAUUGCGAGUCCAUAUCAAGCAUACGCCCCAUCAGCCAAUCAGUUAUCCUCUCCGAUAGCAGAGCAGUGAAACAGCCAGAGGGAACGACAAGAUGCAUGUGCCAUUAUAAAGUUGAAGGGAAGGACAGCAGAUCAUAGCCACUAAGGAGGUCCUCGUUAUAUAUGGAAACCGACCACUGAUAUUAUUAUACUAGACUACAGCGAACUUGAAGAGAGAACCCGCACAUAGAACCCGCUCGCCCACACAGAAGUAACCGGAAAUGGGUAAGGACUACUACAAAACACUGGGGCUGCCCAAAACUGCCACCGACGAUGAGAUCAAAAAGGCCUACAGGAAACUGGCCCUGCGCUAUCAUCCGGACAAAAACAAAGCCGCCAACGCCGAGGACAAAUUCAAGGAGGUCGCCGAGGCCUACGAGGUCCUUUCGGACAAGAGCAAGCGGGAGGUGUACGACAAAUACGGCGAGGAUGGUCUGAAGAGCGGAGGCACGCGCAAUGGCGGUCCAUCGAGCAACUCGUUUACAUAUCAGUUCCACGGGGAUCCGCGGGCCACCUUCGCCCAGUUCUUUGGCAACAGCAAUCCGUUCGCCUCGUUCUUCGACAUGGGCGACAACCUGUUCGACAAGAACGUGUUCGACCUGGACACGGAGCCCGACUUCUUCUCCUCGCCCUUCGGCGGCAUUGGGUCGCGGCAUGGUCUGGGCAGUGGCUUCAGGCCCUCUUUCAGAUCACACUCCUUCAACGUGCACACGCCGUUCAAGAAGGAGCAGAAGCAGGAUCCGCCCGUCGAACACGAUCUCUAUGUGACGCUGGAGGAGAUCUACCACGGCUGUGUUAAGAAAAUGAAAAUCUCCCGGCGCAUCGUCCAGGCGGACGGCAGUUCCCGCAAGGAGGAGAAGUUCCUCGCGAUAUCCAUCAAGCCCGGCUGGAAGUCCGGCACCAAGGUCACCUUCCAGAAGGAGGGCGACCAGGCGCCCGGCAAGAUCCCCGCCGACAUUGUGUUCAUCAUCCGGGACAAGCCGCACGCCAUGUUCAAGCGCGAGGGCAGCGAUCUGCGCUACACGGCGAGACUGACGCUCAAGCAGGCCCUGUGCGGCGUUGUCUUCCAAGUUCCUACCAUGUCCGGCGAUAAGUUGCGCAUCAGCACCAUGCAGGAGAUCAUCAAGCCGAACACGGUGAAGCGCAUCCAGGGAUACGGCCUGCCAUUCCCCAAGGACACGACGCGCAAGGGCGAUCUCCUGGUGGCCUUCGACAUCCAGUUCCCGGAGAAGCUGACCGCCGCCCAGAAGGAGGUGCUCAGGGACAUGUUAUGAGCUCCUUGGGAGAGUCCAGGCGCUUAGUCAUCCAUUCUAACGCACUAAAACCAAACCGAUCCAUCGCCGAUCAAUGGCCCAUUCAUACGUCGUAAUCACAACCCCAUCGAGAUCUUGCUCCCAUUUUGCUUGUUUUUGUGUUCAGUGAAACAUUUGCGCAUUUUUUACAGGAACUCCUCUUAACAAUCGGUUGUGCUCAUCUGCGCCACGAACGUGUUGCAUAAUAUGUAUGUUGACCAUAGUUAUUAUAUCAUUAAUUCUUAAUUUAUUUGUCUAAAUUAAAGCUAAAUUUAAUAAAAUGACACACAAACACGUGGAAGAAAAAACAAG